GAGAGAGAGAGAGAGAGGGGAUGGUGAAGCAGGAUUUUCCCGGAGCCACACUUUUCUGCUUCAAGCGCUGAGCUCUCCUCAACUUUUUGGGUGGCGGAACAGGAUCGAACCUCCUGGCUGCUCCUGGCCAUAUAUAGUAGUUUUUUUUUUGUUUCGUUUGUUUUUUUCCUUCUCCUGACAAGAAGAGGGGCUGAAAAAAGAGGAGGACUUUUUAGAGCAGCGAAAGCAGACGGCAGAGGCAUUUACGGGCAAGACUGUGCUCUCUGAUUUUUAGCACGAGCCCCCCGGACUUACCCCCUCCCCGCCGUCAGCUUGAAGAGGUGUGCUCUCAAUUGCUCUGUCGUCCGCUCUCCGCUGUCCUGAGAACUUCCCCCCCCUCCCCGGUUCUUGACUGCGGCAGCAGCAGCUCUGCUCGCCCCGGGGGCAGAAUGAGCCGCUAGACCGGAACGCGAGGAUGGCCACGGCCGUGUUCCAGGUUUCUGCAUCCUGUGUUCCAACUGCUAACUAUGAGCUGCCUCCCAGCAACGAUCUCCCGCUGAAACAUGUAGAAACCCCGGGCUCAACGAAAUCCUCCAAAAUAAUGGAGUCCCGACGAAGACCAUCACGGAGCCUGAGCCUGAUCCAGGCUAUGGAGGAGAACUAUGAGGUGGACCUGGUCUACAUCACCGAGCGCAUCAUCUCCGUGUCCUUCCCCAGCAGUGCCGAGGAGCAGAGCUACAGCGCCAACCUGAAAGAGGUGGCUACCAUGCUGAGAUCAAAGCAUGGAGAGCACUACCUGCUCUUCAACCUCAGCGAGAGGAGAUACGACAUAAACAAGCUGAACCCGAAGGUUCUGGACUUUGGUUGGCCUGACCACCACGCUCCAGCCCUGGACAAGAUCUGCAGCAUCUGCAAGGCCAUGGACACCUGGCUCAACGCCGACCCCCACAAUGUGGUGGUGCUUCACAACAAAGGGAAUCGUGGGCGGACAGGGGUGGUGGUUGCUGCAUACAUGCACUACAGCAAUAUAUCAGCCAGUGCAGACCAGGCCUUGGAUAGAUUUGCCAUGAAGAGGUUUUAUGAAGACAAAGUACUUCCUGUGGGACAGCCAUCUCAGAAGAGAUACGUACAGUACUUCAGCGGCCUGCUGUCCGGACACAUCAAGAUAAACAACAAGCCCCUGUUCCUGCACCAUGUCAUCAUGCAUGGGAUACCUAACUUUGAGUCCCAAGGAGGUUGCCGUCCCUUCCUCAAGAUCUACCAGGCCAUGCAGCCCGUCUACACAUCUGGGAUCUACAACGUCCAAGGGGACAGUCACACCAGCAUCUGCAUCACCAUCGAGCCAGGCCUGCUGCUCAAGGGCGAUAUUCUGCUCAAAUGCUACCACAAGCGCUUCCGCAGCCCCACCAGGGAUGUCAUCUUCCGGGUGCAGUUCCACACCUGCGCCGUGCACGACCUGGGCAUCAUCUUCGGCAAGGACGAGCUGGACGAGACCUUCAGAGAUGAGCGAUUCCCAGAGUACGGGAAGGUGGAGUUUGUUUUCUCCUUCGGGCCGGAGAAAAUCCAAGGGAUGGACCACCUGGAGAAUGGACCCAGCGUUUCCGUGGACUACAAUACCCAAGACCCGCUCAUCCGCUGGGAUUCAUAUGAGAAUUUCAUCCAGCGCCCUGAGGACAACACAGAGGACGUUGUUCACACGCAAGGUCCCCUUGACGGCAGCCUCUACGCUAAGGUCCGCAAAAAGGAGUCCCUUGAGGGAGGUGUUACAGCUAACGGGCUCCCCCCUGUUGAUCACACCCUCCCUGCACCGGACCAUACCCUCCCCACUGUUGACCACGCCCUCUCGGUGAGCAGUGACUCGGGAAACUCAACCGCCUCUAUCAAAACCGACCGCACAGACGAGCCGGUGCAGCAAGCAACCCCGGUGAGCCAGCCCUCUGCGCAGCCGCUGAGCCCCGAGGAGAAGAAGGGGCUGGACCAGCUUCUGAGUGGCCUUGAGCCCCCUGCCCACCGCCAGGGGUACCUGUCUGCGACCGCUUCUCCCGGAGCUGGGGGAGGAGUGCGGCACCUGGUACCCGCCCAGGUCCAUGUGAAUGGGCAGAAUAACGUGGAGAGGGAGACAGACAUCCUUGACGACGACUUGCCCAACAGCCAGGAAGCCAAUAGUGUGGAUAGCCUGGGAACUUUCUCCUCGUUUGAGGGAAGAGCCACCCCUGCCGAGCUCUACUACCAGCCGGACAUGGUGAUUAAUGGGCAGGACGGCUCUAUCCUGGACCGGAGCCUCUCAAACAAAUUGCCGCAGGUUUCCAUUCACCCCAUGCGAAGCUCUUCCUCGAUGCAGGAGCGCAUCGCAGACGUGGGUCCGGCCCACGUCGGCUACGGCAACCAGAACGGCAACAUCUAUCGCUCUCAGUCUUUCGGUGCCAGCCCUGGAGCAGAUCCGACCCCGAAAGCGAUGCCCCGGGCACCCGCCCGCAGCACCAGCAGCCGGGAAGCAGUGCAGAGGGGCCUAAAUGUGUGGCAUCAGUACGGUGUGCCAGAGGAGCCGGUGACUGAUGGAGCCCGCUUCAGCCCCGGCAUGCAGACUCACAGCCUGCCCGAGUUUCCCAACGUGGCCUCACAGAAGGAGAUCGAGCAGUCCAUUGAGGCCCUCAACAUGCUUAUGCUGGACCUGGACCCAGCACUGACCCAGAUGCCCAAGUCCUACAGCGCUCCACUGGCUCCUGGAGAGAGCGCUCCGAUCACCGUCCAGCCCACUCUUGGGCUGUCCAUCCCCCGGCCCUCGUACCAGGCCGACUCAGUGUUGCACGGCUACCCCUCUGGCCCUUCUUCUGCUUUCGGGCAGGUGCUCCAGAAGCCCUCGACCAUGCAGCCCCGCAUGUCCCCAGUGCAGGCCAGCCCUACCCAACCUCCAACCAUCUACAACCCACCAAGGCCCACCGCCAUGUAUCAGCCCGGCCAGGCCUUCCCGACGGAAUCAUCUGGCACUCUUGGCUACAGGCAGCCCAAGCCCACCGCCCCGGUCCACCUGGCGAGCCCUGUCAGCCCAGCCUCUACUGUUGAGCCUUCUAGUAACAGCUUUGGCCAGCUGCAGCUGCGUCCCCUCAACACCUACCCGGCCAGCACUGUAUCCUACUCCCCAGAGCUCCAGGACCCCUCCAUCUUCCUGGGGUCCCAGCGGAACCACAACACCACCCAAUCCCCUAUAACCGACCCCACCCCUGUAAAGGAUGCCAAGGCCGAGGAGGAGAAGUACAACUUGGAGGGUUUGGUGGCUCACCGCAUAGCCGAGUACAACGCACGCCUGCAGGGCAUCAAUGAGAGCGUGGCCGCCCUGCAGUCCGUCCGUCAUCGCUCCCAUUCCUUCUCUGGGGUUCGUACCCAUGGGCCGGCGGCGGACGAGGCGCCGGGCCCCAUACGGCGCCGAACCACCAGCGAGGGACAGUACCAGAAUGGCCAGAGUGGGGCGCCGGUGGAGAGCAGUACGAUGCGCUCACCUGUGCGAUGUGUGUCACCUGAGUUUGCCAACACCAUCGCCCUCAACCCUGGGGGGCGGCCCAAGGAGGGACAGAUGCACAGUUACAGGGAGGCUUUCGAGGAGGCGGAGUCUCCAGUCAGUCCCAACAGCAGCAUCGGUGGUGAGGCUCCUCCCCAAACCCCUGCCUUCCCCGUCUCACCACAAACCCCUUACUUCAACCUGUGUCGUUCCCCCCCAGGUCUGGCUAAGACCCCACUGUCCGCCCUGGGCCUGAAGCCCCACAAUCCAGCCGAUAUCCUGCUGCACCAGAGUGGAUCAGACUCAGAACCUAGCCCUGUAGGUGACGGUGAAGAAGAACCUCGUAGCUACGUGGAAUCCGUGGCCCGCACUGCGGUUCCUGGAGGGGGAGUAGGGGAGCAGAUGGGGUCCCCCAUACCACCUGGAUAUUCCGAAGAUAGCAUCUCCAGGCAAAUGGCCCCCCAGCACCCCUACAAUGCCCCGCUGUCCUCAAGCAGCCCCAUUCACAGCACUGAGGGAAGCUUCCCUCUGGCUGACGGCAAUUUCCGGAUGGGAUCCCUCACUCACUCUGCAGGGGACCUCCGUUCCCAGGCCCCCGAAAGCACAUACCGCACCCCCACCUCGUCACAUAUGGGUUCAGGCAGUGUGAGCUCCCCCUAUAUGGGUCCUGAUUAUAAUUCAUACCAACCAGAAGGUGCCCAAGUGAGCAUCAUGGGCGUCCACACGGUUCCCGGGAGCCCCAACACCCUGCACCGCACGGUGGCCACCAACACGCCACCCAGCCCCGCCCUGCAGCGCCGAAUGGCCAAUCAGGGCAGCCCGGCCUUGGGCAGGCGCGCGGCAAUGCCCAAUGGCGGUGAGCCUGGAGGCAGUCCUGUGCUAGGCCGCCACGCCUCUGUCACCCAGGCGGCACCGGGCAGCCCGAGCUUCGACCGACACCCGACGCACAGCGGCUACACCACACCGGACGGGAGACAUGGCACGCUGUCCCGUCAGAGCAGCUCCUCGGGGCCCCACCCUCCAUCCACGCCUUCUUUCCCGGUCUCUUCUGGGGGCUACCAGGAGGGGGCAGGCCUGAAGCAGGGCAGCCCCCUGCCUCAGCCUCAGCUCCCGGAGAAACAGCAUGUAGCAGCUGGGGAGAGGCCCAAUGGCAUCCUUUCCUAUGGCACGCUCAACGGGAAGACGUCCUCCCCGGUGUCCAGCGCUGGCAGCACGCCCAACACCAGCUUCUCACACACUCUACCGGACUUUUCCAAGUACUCCAUGCAUGAUGGAAGCCCAGAAAUGAAGCUCAACGUGAAGUUUGUUCAGGACACCUCCAAGUUCUGGUACAAGCCAGACAUUUCCCGGGAGCAAGCCAUCAACCUGCUGAAGGACCGGGAGCCCGGGGCAUUCAUCAUCCGGGACAGUCACUCUUUCCGGGGCGCCUAUGGCCUGGCUUUGAAGGUGGCCUCACCCCCACCUUCCGUCCAGCAGUGUAAGAAAGCUGGUGACAACACCAACGAGCUGGUGCGGCACUUCCUGAUCGAGACGAGCCCCAAGGGAGUGAAACUUAAAGGGUGUCCUAAUGAGCCCUACUUUGGGUGUCUGUCAGCGUUGGUUUACCAGCAUUUCAUCACCCCGCUGGCUCUCCCCUGCACACUGCUCAUCCCAACCACAGAUCUUAAUGAGGAUACUCCAGACUUGGCCACACCCACAAAUGCGGCUAACGAUCUUCUCAAGCAAGGAGCAGGGCUGAAGGUCCCAGCUGAAUCUCAUGCCUGCAAUGUUCUCUACAUCAACUCUGUGGAUAUGGAGUCCCUGACCGGCCCCCAAGCUGUGGCCAAAGCCAUAUCCGAGACCUUGGCGUCCAACCCUCUGCCCACGGCCACCAUCGUCCACUUCAAGGUGUCAGCGCAGGGCAUAACCCUCACGGAUAACCAGAGGAAGCUGUUCUUCCGACGCCAUUAUCCUAUCAACACCGUCACCUUCUGUGAUGUUGACCCCCAGGACAGGAAGUGGAACAAAGCAGAAGGUGGCUCAGCAAAGUUUUUCGGAUUUGUGGCCCGCAAGCAAGGAAGCACAACGGACAACGUCAGUCACCUUUUUGCCGAGAUGGACCCCGACCAGCCUGCUACCGCCAUCGUCAACUUUGUCUCCAAGGUGAUGCUUGGCUCACAGAAGCGGUGAAUCCCCUCCCCCACCUUCCCAGCUGCAGUUUGAAUUUGUUUUGGAGAUUCUGUCAUUUUCCCAUUUAUUUCUCAAUGUAACAUUUCUUCUGUUGUAUUGUUUCUUUGUAUUUUUUUGGAGGGGGAGGGUGGGUUGAAGGAAUUGGAGCCGAUCCGAGAUGGAGACAGAGCAGGUGCAGUGGGGGGGCGUAGCGUUGGUAUGGUAGUGGGAGGGGGGAGGGUGAGAUGCUCUCAAGGAGGGGAUACUGAUGUGAGUGAACUUCGUGUGAAAAGGGCAAAAAGAAGAGGCCAGGUGGUGCAAGGAACACGAGACUGAAAUCUACUGGGCUUUCGGAUUGAUUAACCAAAGACGAGAAAGCAUCAGGAAAUGUAUGCAAUAAUCAGAUGGUUCUGUUGAAAUAAGACAUUUUGUAAAAUAGGAAUGUUGAAACAGACAAAGAUGAAAGUAUGCUUUUUAUUUAAGUAUUAAUGUCUUUUUUUUAUCUGUCAUAAAAUUUGCAGCCAUGCUUUCUUGCAAAGAGUAAUCCAAUACAUUUCGCAUGUUAGCCUGGCAAGUGGAUUAAAUGUAUGUACUAUACGGUCAUAUCUGGGGUCUGCUGUGGGUUGCAAAGGGCUGUAUUGUACAGAUUUUUUUGUCCUACAUAUAAUAGACCAAAUCUGUAAUAGUUACAUGCACUGUGGUCCAAGCUUUGCCAUUUCGUUGGUGAUCAUUCAAAAAUGCCAUAUUCAGGCUUGAUUAGUCAAUCCCUGAGCACAUAGAUUUCAGAAGUGAUUUUGGACUGAUUGCUCUCGUCUGUGGACGCAGGACUCCUGAAUGUACUGCAGUUGUCUGCGGUUCGUGUGCUAAGCUUCACUCUGCUUCUUGGAGGAGGGGGUGGCUCCCCAUAUGACAGGAAACCGAUGAGAAACACAGUUUCUUCUGGCUCUGCACGCUGAUCUGCUCCAGCUUACAGCCGUCCACGCUUAUCUGAUCACACUGGAGGAGCCCAGGGCCUGCUGGGAAAUUGCACUGUCCUGCAUGUUGUAGAACAAAAUGUAAGCUUGCUGCCUAUGUUUCGCGUGAUGUACUCAUCUCCCUCGUCUGCUUCUAGCCUCAUAGCUUUAGCCAUGGAGUAAAGGCAUCUCUUCCAUCGGACAGCCCGAAGAGUAACUGCAUGGAUUAACAAAAGUCUUGCAUUUCAGCCAGAUGGUUCUGAUUAGGCGACGUAGACGUCAUCAGUCCUUGAAGUAGCAACUCCACCCUUGUAACUCUUUCUUCACCUAGACUAGUGUUUCACUUUAAGCAACCUUCAGAACCAGAGCUGUGUGGCCGUUGCCUGUUUUCACUGAGUGUUCCAUUCGCGUAGGCGGGGCUAACUCUGCUCUCACUACCAGUAUACCUGUAGCGGUGACAUCUUUAGAAAGAAGAGUUUGUUACAUGCCUGAAGGCCUUACCUUAAACACACACACACGCACACACAGACAUUAUACUGAAAAAGUAAGCUAAUCAAAACAAAAAAAACUAUAUAUAAACUACAAAAAGAAAAAAAAAGUAUUUAUUUUUUGCUAUGUUGCUAUGUUAACUCAUAUAAACAUAUAUUGUAUAGUCUACAUAAAGUUUACCUAAUGCAUUGAAAAAAAUACUCUUUAUUUUGGCUAAGAUCUCAAAGUCAGGGGAUUUUGAAAAGCAUUUAAAUAUAUACAGUAAGGUGUAAAGUGUAUCUACGUUCCAGCUUUUCACUCUUUUUACUCAUUUUACCACAAUUUGCUCGCAUUAUGUUCUCGUAGAAUAAGGUCGGCCCUUAGGGUCAUAGAAUAAAACUAUUCCCCAGGUAUAAGGAUGACCGAAUACGCUUUGUGACUUAAUGAACAGUUCAAAUUAACAUCCUGACGUCGGAUUGUUGUUUUUUUUUCUUCUGUGCUGUCAGUAAGGAUUGCAGCAUUGGGGGUUUAUUUAAGCACUUAAAUGUGGUAAUAUAAACACAGUAUACAUUGGAGAAAGUAUGACAUUUUUUAACAAUCUGUAUAUGGUCUUCGGAUUCUUGUUUUAUUCAAAACUUAACUGGUAAAUACUAUGUCGUUCAAAAUGACGCGACGGCGAAGUGAAGCAAUCAUGUCACUCUACUGCCACCUUGUGUUGCAGUGAAGUAAUACUUUUUUUUCCAAGGAAGCCAUUUAGGUUCUGGUGUUCCCUACGGAUGGGAACACAGUGCAUAAAAUAAACGGAACCCUGUAAACAGAUUGCCAGACAAGUACUGCAGUGUUUUAACUGUUAUUUUACAAAUGAACCAUUUUUGAAGCCCCUUUGGUAAUAGUACAGUGUGGCUACAUGGUAUAAUGUCCCCUUACACUACAUAAUAGGUUGGACUUAAUAGAUGCCAUUUGUACAGUGAUUAUUAUUAGGACUUAUUGAAAGUGUAUUGUCUGAAAGAAAAUACACUGUCACUGUGUUGUAUUUUUACCCAAGUCACUGAAAGUUGGGAUCAUUCAGAGAUUCGAUUGAGUACAAAGGAUGGUAACCAAAUUUUGUGUCUGUCACAACUGUCAGAAUUGGACCCACAUGUAAAUACUUUUUUUUUGCCAAAGAUUUUAAGUAUAUAUUUGUAUUAUUCGUUUUAAUGUCAAACUAAUUUUCUUUUCAACAUUUUCUUUCAAGGGAAGAUUCUUGUUCUUAAGGGAAAGUAAUCGUUAUCGGAGCCCAUAUUAAUGCCGUAUCACAUACCUUUAAUUACGUUUGCUGUGUGUCUCUUCAGUGGGUAUUUAUUAGGCCAAUUUUACCCCAUUAAGAUGACGAAAAGCACUUCUCAGAAGCUGCAUUAGCCAAACGUGAUUAGCAAAAUGCAAACAGAGUCACACUGUGCCAAAAAACAUUGUCUGACUACAUAGAGUAAGGCAAGAAAAUGACGUUAGCAUGCUUUAGCUUUGUAGUUACUAUGUGCUUUACAUAGCACUAGAGGCUGUGUAAUAGAAGAGUAAGCAUUCUGACCACUGAGAGUAGUCCACACAGCUUACAGCAAGACAUGUUUCCGAUUUCUUGGUCUAUCAAGCUAAUUAUUUCCAUUAAAAAAAAAAAAAAAAAACAUAGUGCCCUUAACAUUUCAAGCUUAACUGAUCGAGUGAUCAUGUAUGUUGCUCAAUAAAAAAGAAAAGAAAAAAGGUAAUUUUGUAAUUAAAAUUCAUGGGAUACUAGAGACAAGAGCCCAUGUUUGAGUUUACAGGAACAUAGUGUAAGGUUUGCCCCGAUAUCUGCCUGUUUAAAAAUAGCUGACUUAGACUGUGUGAAUGUGCUACAAUGGCUGUACAGAUCUUUUGUGUAUUUUCAUUUGCUUUACAAUGUAUGGCUUUACUGUUUCGGAAAAAAAAAACACACAUUAAAAAGCAAUACAAAUCAGUUAUAUUAAAACACUGCUGCUUACAA
This is a messenger RNA of Paramormyrops kingsleyae, 9040 nucleotides long. It is a transcript of the gene tns1b, whose product is annotated as tensin 1b. Gene Ontology annotation, cellular component: focal adhesion. The record is from RefSeq and is a predicted model, not a curated record. Gene Ontology annotation, molecular function: protein binding. Gene Ontology annotation, biological process: fibroblast migration. NCBI's taxonomy places the organism in Eukaryota, Metazoa, Chordata, Actinopteri, Osteoglossiformes, Mormyridae.